CCGAGCAGCCGGGGAAGAAGACACACCCUAACUACGCAGGGCCGCCUUAACACGUUGGACCAGUGAUGGCGUCCACAAGGUGUGCCCCGCCUCUCUGAAGCACAACCAGCCAGUGUGUUCGCCUCCUCCUCCUUCUCCUCCCCGCCUGGGUGUUGUCACGGAGGGAACAAAACCCCGAGCAGAGUCGACACUUCAGCGCCGAGACCUCGCCACUCUCCGGGGGUGACACACACGAUUCAUUCCCUCGUCGCCGGUAGUUUUUUUAAUUUUAUUUUUAAUUCUAUUUUUUAGCUCGAAUAGUUCAUUGCGUUCCGAGUGGAAAUACUCUCCCGAAACCCUUCCGGAUCCUGACCCGAGACGUCGGAAGGUUCUGUAGCAGCCAUGGGGGACGUCGUCUCAUCUCACCUGGAUGAAAGCAAGCGGGAGAUGAUUACAGAGAAGACCAAAGAUGUGAUGCGAAACUUCAGUGACGUGUACGAACAGCAGUACGCGGUUGCUCUCUUCAACAGCGUCCGCUACGAGAUUGAAGGAGGAGCUGGGCCACAGUCACAGAUGCUGCACCGAAAGGACCCUUUGGCUGGCCGAACAAUCUUUUCAGGAUGUUUGUUUCAGUACCUAGAGGAGAAUCGCAAGUGGAGAAAUCGCUUCGUUUUUGUGCCAAACAACUACGCCAUCAACCUCCAUGAGAGCAAAACAGCACAGGAGCGAGGACUGCAUCCUAAAGUUACCAUCAACUGUGCUGGCUACAAGGCCUUGACCUCUAUGGAAGAGUACAUGGAACUGAUUAACAGCAGCCUUCCAGGUAUCAAAUCAAAUGUGGGAAGCAGUCCCUUCAUCAAGUGUGCGACUCAGUUCCCUCUGAUCCUGUGGCACCCGUAUGCUCGUCAUCAUUACUUCUGUGUUCUGACUGAGAAGGAGCAGCAGAAAUGGCACGCUGUUUUGCAGGACUGUGUCCGACACUGUAACAAUGGUCUGCCAGAGGACUGUACUGUUCAGACACCGGCAUUCACUGAUUCUGUGAGACUGUACAGACAAGCCAAGGGACACUAUGGAACCUGGGAUAUGAUGUGUGGAACUCCCCCACAGAUUCUGACAAACCUGGUGAUGGAGAGCCUCCAUCCUGAGCUGAGGAAUAUGAUUGGGCCUCGUCUAAAGGGGAAGACGCAGCAGAGGCAGAGGAAUUGGAUGUUUAUAUCUGAUGCUGUGUACAGGCAGGUUUUGGCCCAGACCAGCAGUCAGUAUGAUGCUCUGCUCGAAGCCUGUGAGACUCAGAAAAUUGAACUGGAUUCUCGGCUAAGAACCAACAUGGACCAAAUCAUUGCAUCCAAAGAGCAUGUCAGCAGCAAGAUUCGAGCCCUGGUGUUGCCCAAAGCAGAGGCUCUCCUGAGGAGGAGCGUCCAAACUUACAUCAGUUCCAUCUUAGAGGCCUUGAUGGAGCCCACCAGCCGAGGUUUCGCCGAAGUCAGAGAUGUUUUCUUCAGGGAGGUGGUGGAGAUUAGCAAGAACUUGUUAAACGGAGGAGGCAAAGACAAAAUGGGAGAACACAUGGAGAGGCUCUCUAUGCUGGCCUUCCACCCUGUCAAAAUGCAGAGUUGCUACGAAAAGGUGGAGGAGCUGAAUCUGGAGGGGCUCCAGCAAAGGUUCGACGUGUCCAGCCCCUGUGUGUUUGUCAGCAGGGCUCAGAUCCUCAUGAGGGAGCAAAUGGACAACGCAGUACACACCUUUGAGCAGCUUCUGCAGCAGUCUCUGACUGCACAGGGAGACAAUGACUUGUGCAAAACCAUUCAAGGGUGUCAGGACAGAGUUCUCAAGAAAUAUGAUUAUGACAGCAGCACAAUACGCAAGAAGUUCUUCAGAGAGGCUCUGCUGCAGAUCAUCAUCCCGUACAUGCUGCAGCAGCUUUCACCUUCUUGCACACCUGAGCUGCCACAUUUUAAAGAGCUCAUCUUUGAGGACUUUUCUCGCUUCCUGCUUGUGGAAAAUAUGUUCGAAGAGGUGGUGCUGCAGUCCGUCACCAAGGACAUCAUGAUGGCUGUGAAGGAGGCUGCCGUCCAGAGGAGACACAACCUCUACAGGGACAGCAUCGUGAUGACCAACAGCGACCCCAACCUCCACCUGCUUGGAGAAAGCUCCCCUGUGGACUGGGCCACCAAAUUUCCUAGCGAGGAUCCGGAAGCUGUGAACAGCGGCGGCGAGGACGGAUGCUCUGGCAACAGACGCAAGCAGGUGGUGUCCAUGAUCCAGCUGGACGGAGUACCUCUGCCCUACGAGUCGUGUCUGGAAGUUCCAGGGGUGGAACUCAUCCCGGAGGAGGACGCCGUGGCAACCGCGGAGGAGGAGGACGCUCACCUGAACAAGGACGAUCUGGAGGAAAUCAAAGAUCUCCUCGAUCGCGUGGUAGAGUUGGAUGUGGCGCUACCCGACGCCGACGGGACGAUCACACUGGAGGACGGCGUGCAGGAGGAGGUGAGCGGGGUCACCGCCGUCGUGGAGGACGUCUCUAACCCGCAAGACACCAGGUCUCCGCGCUCCAUCCUCCAGCAGCUGGUUGAAAACAAGAACCAGGAUGCCGAUAAGGUGGCUAUUCCAGGGGUGGAGCUAAUCCCGGAGGAGGGCGCCGUGGCAACCACAAAGGAUGAAGUUCUGGAGAAAACCGAAGAUCUCCUCGAUCACUUGGAAAAUUUUGAAGGGGUGCGACCAGACGCCAACGCCAAGAAGCAGGAAAACGAUAAGGUGGUUGUUCCGGGGGUGGAGCUCAUCCCGGAGGAGGGCGCCGUGGCAACCGCAAAGGACGACGACGAUCUGGAGAAAAUCGCAGAUCUGCCCGAUCACUUGGAAAAUUUUGAAGGGGCGCAACCUGACGCCGACGCCAAGAAGCAGGAAAACGAUAAUGUGGCAGUUCCAGGGGUGGAGCUCAUCCCGGAGGAGGGCGCCGUGGCAACCGCAAAGGAGGAGGACGCUCAUCGGCACCUGAGCAAGGACGACCUGGAGAAAAUCACAGAUCUCCUCGAUCACUUGGAAAAUUUUGAAAGGGCGCGACCAGACGGCGACGCCAAGAAGCAGGAAAACGAUAAGGCGGCAGUUCCAGGGGUGGAGCUCAUCCCGGAGGAGGGCGCCGUGGCAACCGCAAAGGAGGAGGACACUCAUCGGCACCUGAGCAAGGACGACGUGGAGAAAAUCAAAGAUAUCCUCGAUCGCCUGAUAAGGUUGCAAGCGGCGCCACCCGACGCCGACGCCAACGGGGCGGUCACCCUGGAGGACGGCGUGCAGGAGGAGGCGAGCCCGGUCACGAGGUCCCCGCGCUCCAUCCUCCAGCAGCUGGGAAAAAACAAGAACCAGGAUGCCAAUAAGGUGGUAGUUCCAGGGGUGGAGCUCAUCCUGGAUCAGGGCGCCGUGGCAACCGGAAAGGAGGAGGACGCUCAUCGGCACCUGACCAAGGAAGAUCUGGAGAAGAUCAAAGAUCUCCUCGAUCACUUGAUAGAUUUUGAAAGGGCGCGACCUGACGCCGACGCCAAGAAGCAGGAUGCCGAUAAGGUGGCAGUUUCAGGGGUGGAACUCAUCCCGCAGGAGGGCGCCGUGGCAACCGCAAAGGGGGAGGACGCUCAUCGGCACCUGAGCAAGGACGACCUGGAGAAAAUCAAAGAUCUCCUCGAUCACUUGACACGGUUCCACGUGGCGCUGCCCGACGCCGGCGCCAAGAACUAGGAAGCCGAUAAGGUGGCCGAUAAAGGCGGCGGAGGCGAACAAACGGCGAAGUCCGCUUCCGAGUCGUCACCCCAGCUGCCAUUAGCGACAGACACCAGCUCCGGCGAGGAGGCGGCCAAAAGCAUCCCCAACGGGGAGGACGCGGGCGUCGACACGGCGGAGGCGGAGGUGGGCGAAGCGUAAAGAAGACGCCCACGUGAGCGAAAUGUGUUGACUUUGUUGUUAUUGCUUUGUUGAUGUUGCACACUUGAGGACCAAUUAUCUCCUUUUUUUUUUUGCUCUCUUCAAUAGUCGCACUGCAAGCUUCCUUAUUCCUAUUUUACGGCACGACACAGAACGCACCACACUUUUAUACGCACACUUUUAUACAGCAAUCUGGACUUUCUCUGGGGUUCUUCCAAACACAACAACAAGCCAGGAAGUUCCUAUCAUACCUCGGGUUUGACCUUUAUCCUCCAAAACUUAAAUGCAGGAAAACCCGAGGUAUCACUGAAUGGUUUACUUUUUAGUCCAUCAACAGGGGCCACAAUAUUCUAUAGUCCAUGUCUUUUAACUACUACACUUUUUUCAAAUUAUUAUAUAUUUUUCUAAGUGUUUCUUUGUAUUUAUACGUUAAAUGUGUUUAACAAGUUAUCGGCGCACCUAUCGUCGGAAGUAGUUGUCAUAAACGUGAAGAUUCGUGGCCUCCAGAUAGUGUUGAAAUGUCACUUUUUAUAUUUGUCGUAUUUUCACGUUUCUUAUGAUGGAGAAAAAAUGAUUUUCUUCGCUCAAAUUGUUCCGGUGAGCCAUUAUGAUUGCAGAACUUAUAAUUAUUAGCUGAAGAAAAAGCCUCAUGUUUAAUUAACUUCGGACAGGGCGUGUCCGAUGGUUACAUAAGGUCUCGAGGAGUGUGUGGCACACUCACUGGCUGUAUUGACACUGUUGCUGUUUCGUAAUGACGCCAUCUGCUGGAUUAAAAACAUCACAUUUAACCUAAAAAUGAUAUCAUGGCAAAUGUAAGUUUUUUUAAAAAGUGAUGCACUCCGACAUCUUUCAAUACUGGCGGAAUGUUCUGAUGAACACAGUUUGAUGUUUCACAGUAAAAUGACACAGCGGUUGUAUCGGACACACACAUCAGGUUAUUGAAGGACAUGUUUUACGCCAGAAAAAGUGAGGAUUUUUUUUUUUUUAAUCAACUUUAAAGAAGAAAAAUAUGACAUAAAAAGGGUCUGGCCUCUUAAAAAUUGCAAUAAAGAGCCAAUGUUCCAUUUCUAAAGGCCAUUUUUUUCUUCAAUGUGGGGAAGAGUUAUGCAAAUCCUUCGCGUUAAAAAGAAACGUUUGAAAUCGGCUACAUUUCUCAACUUUUACCCCCUUCUUAAUCCCAUUCUAAAUAUCGUACAGUUUUAGGCACUCACUGAUUUAUUUAUUCUGAAUACCUGCCUGGUUGUGCUUCAGACAUGUCAUCUCGAUAUAUGUAUGGAACAUUUAUUGAUUAAUAAAGUUAUUUCAUCAUCA
This is a messenger RNA of Nerophis ophidion (straightnose pipefish), 5199 nucleotides long. RefSeq names its product protein Niban 2-like. The record is from RefSeq and is a predicted model, not a curated record. The coding region runs from base 382 to 3705 and encodes 1107 amino acids. The transcript has 14 exons. NCBI's taxonomy places the organism in Eukaryota, Metazoa, Chordata, Actinopteri, Syngnathiformes, Syngnathidae.